UGUUUAUUGUAUUAUAUAUGCACACGAAGUGGCAUGCAUCUUUUGAGUUCAGAAGCUCAAAGUGAAAGUUCAGAGGCACAGAAGCGCUCAAAGGCACUUGAAGCUGAAUCAUGGAAGAUGGAAUGUCAGGUUUUUGCAUUAAAGCUCGUGGUGGUGGUAAUGGAAGCACUGGAACCAAGUGUGGGCGUUGGAAUCCAACUACUGAACAGGUUAAAGUUCUGACUGACUUGUUCAGGUCCGGACUUCGAACACCGAGCACUGAUCAGAUUCAGAAGAUCUCCACUCAGCUCAGCUUUUACGGAAAGAUUGAGAGUAAGAACGUCUUUUACUGGUUUCAGAACCAUAAAGCUAGGGAAAGACAGAAGCGGCGUAGAGUUUCCAUUGAUGAUAAAGAUUUCAUCAGGCAAGAUCAGCAGGAAAAAGUUUCAUCUGCAAAACAUUUCGCAGAAAUACAUGAGGUUUCGGAGCCUGAAAGAGUGAUUGAGACCCUUCAACUUUUCCCAUUAAAUUCCUUUGAUGAGCCUGAGAAGCUGAGACUACAUGCUAAUGAGUACUUCAUGGAUACUACAGCUUAUUCAUACAAUUUUGGGACUGAAAUGGAUCAUCCACCGUUGGAUCUGCGCUUAAGCUUUCUGUAAACAAUAAUUAAGCUUUGAAUCUUAGGGGAAGAAAGAAAAAAUGUUCUCAUUCACCAGCUGUUUGUCUUUUGGAAGGGAAGGAAAGGGCAAUAUGUUUUUUUUUUUU
Quercus robur (English oak) is the source of this 744-nucleotide messenger RNA. Its product is annotated as WUSCHEL-related homeobox 5-like. Bases 111 to 638 code for a protein of 175 amino acids. Gene Ontology annotation, molecular function: DNA-binding transcription factor activity; DNA binding. Lineage: Eukaryota; Viridiplantae; Streptophyta; Magnoliopsida; Fagales; Fagaceae. Gene Ontology annotation, biological process: plant organ development. The transcript is spliced from 2 exons. The record is from RefSeq and is a predicted model, not a curated record.